AUGACCAACGUAUUUAGCGGAGAAGGUAUUUUAUGUGUCUUGUUAUUAUUCUGUGCUAGUUGUGGAUAUUUUAGAAGAGUUCCAAGAAUUAAACAAUAUAUGGAAAAUAGAAAGAAAGGAUUUUUCGGAAUAUUUUUCAAAGGAUCAGUGAUUGGAAUUCGAUUGCACUAUUUAGUUUCAUUGUUAAUGUCGAUCAUGUCUCUUUAUAUAUUAUUUGUAAAAUAA
Messenger RNA from Naegleria lovaniensis, 225 nucleotides. RefSeq lists its product as uncharacterized. Lineage: Eukaryota; Heterolobosea; Eutetramitea; Acrasida; Naegleriidae. The record is from RefSeq and is a predicted model, not a curated record. Bases 1 to 225 code for a protein of 74 amino acids. The transcript is spliced from 3 exons.